This is a messenger RNA of Saccoglossus kowalevskii, 2814 nucleotides long. Its product is annotated as zinc finger protein 208-like. The record is from RefSeq and is a predicted model, not a curated record. NCBI's taxonomy places the organism in Eukaryota, Metazoa, Hemichordata, Enteropneusta, Harrimaniidae.
AUGGAAUCCGUAACAACAUUCGACUUAGCCCUGUCAACUGCAGAACCUGUUACGAAGGAAUCAGAAUGCCAUAUCAAGAAAAAAAAACCUGUUACUCCUGUGACGCAUAGCAAGGUAGAUGAAAUUGAAUAUUUUCAAAUGAUAAAUACAAACGGCAAGAAAAAUAGGUCGGGAUGCUCUGAGAUAAGAAAUACCAAAAACAAGAAAAAUGAAUCGGGAUGUUCUGAAACGGGGAAUCCAACAAGCAAGGUAGAUGGAUCGGGAUGUUCUGAAAUAGGCAAGGAAGAUGGAUCGGGAUGUUCUGAAAUGGGAAAUCUAAAAAGCAAGGAAUAUGGAUCGGGAUGUUCUGAAAUGGGAAAUCUAAAAAGCAAGGAAGAUGCAUCGGGAUGUUCUGAAAUAGGAAAUCCAACAAGCAAGGGAGAUGGAUCGGGAUGUUCUGAAAUGGGAAAUCCAACAAGCAAGGAAAAUGGAUCGGGAUGUUCUGAAAUGGGAAAUACAAUAAUCAAGGAAGAUGGAUCGGGAUGUUCUGAAAUGGGAAAUCUAAAAAGCAAGGAAUAUGAAUCGGGAUGUUCUGAAAUGGGAAAUCUAAAAAGCAAGGAAGAUGCAUCGGGAUGUUCUGAAAUAGGAAAUCCAACAAGCAAGGAAGAUGGAUCGGGAUGUUCUGAAAUGGGAAAUCCAACAAGCAAGGAAGAUGGAUCGAGAUGUUCUGAAAUGGGAAAUCUAAAAAGCAAGGAAGAUGGAUCGGGAUGUUCUAAAAUGGGAAAUCCAUCAAGCAAGGAAAAUGGAUCGGGAUGUUAUGAAGAGGGAAAUCCAACAGGCAAGGAAGAUGGAUCGGGAAAAAACAUGUAUAAAUGUGAGGAGUGUGACAGAAAAUUUCCUUACAUGAAGAACCUUAAAAUUCACAUGAAAAUGCAUAAGACUGAACGUCCCUAUAAAUGUGAUAAAUGUGAAAAGAGUUAUGCGCAGAUAAAUUAUUUGAACCGACACAUGAGGUCACAUGUGCCUCUUAAAUGUGAAAAGUGCAAUCAGGUUUUUUCACAGAGAAGCGCUCUGAAGAGGCAUGUGAAUGAACAUAAUCAUGCAGAUACCUAUCCAUGCAAGGAGUGUGGCAAAGAGUUCAGUUCAUAUGCUAGUUGCAAACUGCAUGAACGUAUUCAUACAGGAGAAAGGCCAUUCAAGUGUAAGGAAUGUGACAAGGCCUUUAAAACAAAACAUGCUCUGGUUGUACAUGAGCGAUCACACUUGGGGCUCAGGCUUUUCAAAUGUGAAAUAUGCGGGGCUAAAUAUUCGGCUAAAGAACACUUAAAAAGACACACUAGGACAAAACACACUGGUGAGAGGCCGUACAAAUGUGAACAAUGUGACAAACGAUUUUUCUCGAAAAGUGACCUCAAAACUCACUCGCUGACUCACACUGGCGAUAAACCUUUUGAGUGCGGGGAAUGUGGUAGGCGCUUUUUGUUGAAGACACAGUUGACGAGGCAUGCCGUAGUGCAUACUCAUGCAAAGCCAUUUCAAUGCGAUCAGUGCGGAAAGCUGUUCUCUUGUAAACAGUACCUGGUGCAGCACAUCCAGCGACAUACAGGGGAGAAACCACACAAAUGCAAACUAUGUGAUGCAAAGUUUGUCACUCAAAGCCACCUAUUGAGACACGAGGCAAUACAUGGUGGGAAAAAAACAUGUACAUGCGAUGUCUGUGGUAAGAAUUACCUCAGCAAAGGUUAUUUAAGAAUGCACAUGAUAACACAUGAAAAUGUAAAACGCUUUCAGUGUGGACAGUGUGGCAAAAAGUUUGCUUUCAAAGAUAAACUAAGAAUCCAUCUGAAAUUUCACAGUGGAAUCAAGCCUUACACCUGUGAAUUGUGUGACAGUAGUUACGUAACAAAAUACCAUUUAAAGAGACACAUGGAAACACAUAAAAGUGAAAAACCCUACCAAUGUGACGAAUGUGGUCAGAGCUACAGAUUGCAAAGUAACUUUGAAACCCACAAGCGUUCACAUGCUGGUGGAGAAGCGUACGAGUGUUGGUUGUGCGAACAGACGUACACUACAGUACGAGCUUUGAACUACCACACCAAAAUUCACACUGAAGAACAUCCUCACCAGUGUGAAGUUUGUGGGAAAGGCUUCAGUCAGAACCAGCAUCUUAAAAACCACAUGAUAAGAAAACAUGGCUAUAAAAGUAAACCACGUGCUGUGAAACCGACUUGUAACAUAUGUGGGAAGCAGUGUACAAACCUUUCAAAUCAUAAAAAAAUACGUCACAGUACGGAGAGACCAUUCCAGUGUAAGUUAUGUGAUAAUAACUACAAAAUGAAGGCACACUUAGACAGGCACAUGAUUUCACAUACCGGAGAGAAACGGCAUAAAUGUGAGAAGUGUGGUAAAUGUUUCUUAUUGAAGCAAGGUUUGAUGGUUCACCUAAAAACACACACCGGGAUAAAGCCAUUUGUAUGUCAGAAAUGUGGCAGAAGAUUUUUCUCUAAAUGCAUCAUGCAAACACACGAGGCAAUUCAUUCGUCGGCCAGGCCCCAUAAGUGUCCAGUGUGUGGCAAAGCAUUUAAAGUCUCUCCUUACUUGAAGGUCCACAUGCGAACACAUGAUAAAAAACAGCUGCACACAUGUAAAGAAUGUGGAGUAACUUUUAAGCGAGAAACUUCGUUCACCAAACACGUGAAACUACAUGCCAAGGAGAUUCUGGAGCGUGAGCAAUAUAAGUAUCUGGUACGCUUUGAGAAAAUAACCGAUUUUAUGAAUGAAUUGAAUGGAACAGAAGUAUUCCGUAUUCGUUGGAAAAAGUUUAAUGUUAAAUGA